AUGGACUCCUUUGCUACUCAAGAGGAGUGCGAACUCAUCUCUCCUGACUUGAUGGAUUUGUACUUGGCCAACUUGGAACACCUGCAGCUCUCAAACCCUCCCCAGCCAUCUGAGAUCAACAUCACGAGCCAUCACGUUGACCCAUCUGAUCAGUUUUAUCUCAGCUUCGACAUGAGUCAGCCUUUAGCAAAUGUUCCAUUUCAUCCACCACAUGGGUCAAAUAUGCAGCAUUCCGGCGAUCAGAAUACGGGCCGUUGCCUUGACCCGAUACGGUGUGGGUCAGACCAAGAAUUCGAUAUCACCCCUUAUCUCGAUUUCAGCUUUGGUACGGGAGCCGUGCCGCAUCUCAGUGCCCACUCGCCAGGUCUUAGCUUCGGCGCCGAUUUGACCGAUGAUCGCCACCCACCACUUCAACAUCAGACCACUUGUCAGCCACCAGCCACUUAUGACUGGGUCGAGCUAAAUUUGGACGGCACACAGCCUACAUCGAGUGUCACAACCGAGGACGUCAGAUUGCAAGAUUCACCGCCUACUAUAUGUCAGCUUCUAAACCAUGUUCGGAACCUGGAUGACUCAAACCUAUUGGACUUGAAAGCAUUGAUCGACCAACGGGUGUCGGGCAACAACAAGACUGAGCCUCACAACGUGCUCCAAGAUCAAAACGUGCUUUCAAACCUUGAGGACUCAAGGGCGGACCCGUUGAGCUCGCAGUCCCCAAGCCAAUCAGAUGAUGGGCCGACCCACAACCCGCAAUCCAAUCGUCUCCCGGGUACCCGGGUUCAAUAUGAAAUGAUGCGCUACCCAUGCGGCUUUCCCGCCUGCAAAAAGACAUUCAAGCGCAAGGAGCACGCCAAGCGGCAUUAUAAGACAUGUCAUGGUGGAGAGACAAAGCUCUACACCUGUGAAUUUUGCGGCAAGAAUACCUUUGCCCGUAGGGAUAAUUUAAAUGCCCAUCGAAAACUACACAGUCGAAAGAGAAGGAUGAUUAGUAAUGGCGUCCACUAUAUCCCUGCUGCAGCAGAUAUGUUUAACAUACUGGAUAUGGAGGGCUUUGACAAAGCUCCGGCUUCUUAUGAUGGAUUCCCUUCGUCAUUCGAGACGAUCUCCCAGUUUCAAGAGCUGAACGAAUACCAAUGCAAGUCUAUGCCACGUGACGCUACUACUGUGGAUAAUGAAAGGUCUAGUGACAGUAGUGUCACUGCCAAGUCUCAAGAGGCAGAAGAGCAACCAAUCCGGCGGAGCCAAUCCGGCAAAGUGAAAGAAGAGAGGAGUGUCGCAAGGAAAACCGUCAACGAAGAACUGGCUUCUCCUUGCAGAUCCGCAGAGCAGGCCAAGCCUAUCCCAAAGUCACAGAAAGAGCUUGCAUGUAUGGAAUCAAGAGCCAGCUCAUCAAGUCCCAAGGCGCCUAUCUCUGAGAUCUCGCGACGCACGGGCAAUUUCGAUACGGCCCUUGAUGCUAGAGAACAUAUUCUGCUGAGAGCCGGCAUUGGAUUAGGCAUGAUGGCCAAGGACUCUCCAGAUGAUUCGGCACGGGAAAAGUCCAAACACUCAAGUGGGAUCCAGCAAAACGCCGACAAAGCCCUUGGUGGCAGGGUCAGUCCAGAGCCAGAAUUGCCAAUGCCUUUCGAUACGACCUGGAAAAUUUCGUCAUCUAAGACGAUGGAAUUGCUCGACUUGAGCCACACAGUCAAGGGCACUUACUUGACGAAUAGCGAAAAGGGUCUCUGGGAAAGACAGCUACCAGAUCCGAGACAUCCUAAAGGUGUCUCAGGGUCACUGCCAAGUCUAGACCUGCGCCCACCAAUGGGUCCAGUCCAUCUUUCCCAAGUUGCCGAAUUCAGGCAUGAUGAACGUCUCCGCAAGUGA
This is a messenger RNA of Fusarium subglutinans, 1866 nucleotides long. RefSeq names its product zinc finger odd-paired-like (opl). Gene Ontology annotation, biological process: regulation of transcription by RNA polymerase II. Gene Ontology annotation, cellular component: nucleus. The record is from RefSeq and is a predicted model, not a curated record. The transcript has 6 exons. NCBI's taxonomy places the organism in Eukaryota, Fungi, Ascomycota, Sordariomycetes, Hypocreales, Nectriaceae. Bases 1 to 1866 code for a protein of 621 amino acids.